UAAAACAAUUUAAGCUUGUUUGUACAAACUGAUGAAGGAGCACAGACUAACACUGAACAGCUGACAUGAAGGUCUAUAAAUUGUGUUUCUUUUUUCUCCUUCUGUCCCAGAUGUCAGCACAGGAAGACACAGUGGCAGCAGACAUUGGAGUUCAUCAGGUGGAGCGUUUAGUGGAGAUGCUAACCUCCAGAGAGUGUGAAAAGCUCCUGGUUGCCCUGUCUCGCCCAGCGGAGGACAUUUUUCAGCGCAUUGAACGUCUCUCUCCAGAAAAUAAUCGACUGAAUUCUAGACUUCGAGCCAAGAGAGACGCCUCCCUUGCUGCAGCAGAUGAAAAGAGUCAAUGCAGGACAUCCUUGUCAAACUGGCUGCUGAAGUUUGGUGAAAAGAUUUACUACGACAGGCUUUCUCGUGCCUUGCAGCACAUCGGCAGAACAGACAUUGCCCUAGAAGUGGGAAAGAACAUCAACCAGGAUAAAAUCUUAAACUUGAAGCGUUACGUUGAGGACUACCAAAAACAUGCCAACUCUCUAACCGACCUGCCCGCAAAGCCAGAUCAACACGGGCACAGUCAGGAAGGCCGAAGGAUAAAGAUUGAGGACGUGUCGUGGCGUGACCUGGAUCUGAUCAUGAAGCGAGCGCCGGUCCCCGUGUAUCCGAGGGGGAUUCUGGAUGUGGCUCUGCCUGUUUUGUAUGGCAUCCUGCUCAGCUUGGUCACCUGUGCAGGUUUCCUCCUCAUCCUUGUUCUUGUUUCUCGGGAAUCAGGUUGAUCAUUUUAGGAUGUUUCCAGAACAGUAAAAUCUUUCUGGUUGAGUGUCUGCAAAUAAAUACACAAAAUCUU
Xiphophorus couchianus (Monterrey platyfish) is the source of this 838-nucleotide messenger RNA. It is a transcript of the gene tmdd1, whose product is annotated as transmembrane and death domain 1. NCBI's taxonomy places the organism in Eukaryota, Metazoa, Chordata, Actinopteri, Cyprinodontiformes, Poeciliidae. The transcript is spliced from 5 exons. Gene Ontology annotation, molecular function: protein binding. Bases 66 to 767 code for a protein of 233 amino acids. The record is from RefSeq and is a predicted model, not a curated record. Gene Ontology annotation, biological process: signal transduction.